CAUACAAUUCCUCUCUUCAAAGGGCAAAAUCGGCAUAUAAAAAUCCACUUUUUUAAGGGAAAAAUAGAAAGAAAAAAAAAGAAAUUGGCUUAUGUAUUAAAAUUUUCUAUUGAGUUGAAAUUUAUUUAUUUUUGUUUGAAAUCGAUCUGCUGAGCUGGGUUUCCUGGGCUCCGUUUUCUCUGUUAAGGAGUAGCAGAACUGGUAGAUGGGUACAUCGUCUGGCUCUGACAUCCAUCACCACCCAUCAUCAAAAAUGUUGCCCCCACGCCAGCAGCCUCGUCCUGGAGGUUUGCAAACCUCAUUAUCCCUUGUCUCUUCGGAUGCCCGACUGUCCCCUGAGGAACCCAGAUCAAAUUCUGAUCAAAUUCGUGAGUCCCCAACUGAAAGUGCCAGUUCUCGUGAUACGUGGCCCACUGCUGAUUUAGUUACGGCAAAGAAGAUGGAGAAUGGAAAAGCAGAAAAUGAUUGCCCAGAACAGUCAGUCAUUCGCCGUGUUUCGAGUGCAGAUAAGAUAACUCUUCGGGACAUAGCAAGUGAUAGGGUUGACAUAAUAUCUGAUAAGAUGCAUCAUCUGCCUGAUGAGUUUCUAGAAGAAGUAAAGAACAAUCUCCGAGUUAUCCUUGAUGGGAAUGGUGGCUCUCAGCAUAGAGAGGAAUUUUUUAAUUUGCAGAAGCAUGUUCAAAGUAGGUCUGAUUUAACAGCUAAGACAUUAAUUAGAGCACACAGGGUACAACUUGAAAUCCUAGUUGCAAUAAACACUGGGAUUCUAGCAUUUUUGCAUCCAAAUGUCAGUCUUUCUCAGACCGCUCUCAUUGAAAUUUUUGUUUAUAAAAGAUGCCGAAACAUAGCAUGCCAAAACCAGCUCCCGGCUGAUGAAUGUACCUGUGAAAUUUGUACCAACAGAAACGGCUUCUGUAAUCUUUGCAUGUGUGCAAUCUGUAACAAGUUUGAUUUUGAGGUGAAUACUUGUCGUUGGAUUGGCUGUGAUCUAUGUUCUCACUGGACCCACACGGACUGUGCUAUUCGUGAUGGACAAAUAUGCAUGGGUCCUGUUAAAAAUGGGGCAGGCCCAACUGAAAUGCUCUUCAGAUGCCGAGCUUGUAAUCGGACAUCAGAGCUGUUAGGUUGGGUCAAAGAUGUUUUUCAACACUGUGCACCUGCUUGGGAACGUGAUGCUCUAACCAGGGAACUUGACUUUGUAAGUAGAAUCUUUCAUGGAAGCGAAGACCCUCGAGGACAGAAACUCUUUUGGAAGUGUGAGGAACUUAAAGGGAAACUAAAGAAUGGUCAUGUGGAUUCAACAGCAGCUUGCCAUGCCAUAUUGAUGUUUUUCCAAGAGCUUGAAGUGGACUCCCCAAAGAGCUUGGAAAAUGGGGAAGGUGGACGGUUGAUAGCCCCUCAGGAAGCUUGUAAUCGAAUUGCGGAAGUGGUGCAGGAGGCCAUAAGAAAGAUGGAAAUGGUUGCUGAGGAGAAGAUGCGAAUGUAUAAGAAAGCACGUUCGGCAGUUGAGGCUUGUGACCGCGAACUCCAGGACAAGGCUAAGGAAGUUGCAGAGCUAAAAUUGGAGAGGCAAAAUAAGAAGCUGCAAAUUGAAGAGCUAGAGAAAAUUGUAAGGCUUAAGCACGCAGAAGCUGAUAUGUUCCAGCACAAGGCAAAUGAGGCAAAGCGGGAAGCUGAGAGGCUCCAGAGGAUUGCUCUUGCAAAGUCGGACAAAUCAGAGGAAGAAUAUGCUACCAGUUACCUUAAACAACGCAUGAGUGAGGCAGAAGCUGAGAAACAGUAUCUGUUGGAGAAGAUGAAGCUUCAAGAGAGCUCUCGAACAUCUCAAAGCAGCGCUGGUGGAGGUGACCCUUCUCAGAUGAUUAUGUAUUCCAAAAUGCACGAUCUUCUAUACAGUGGCGCUCCAAAGUCGGAGUCUCUCUCAAACGAACGCCAUCCAUUCAGGAAGAAUCCCUGAGGACUCUUUUCUAGUACUGUAUGUAUUUAAUUUAACUAAGUGGAUGUUAAACUAAUGUUAAGGAAAUGCGAUAUUACUUCAUGACGAUUGUCAAAUAUUACUCGUCUCUGAUGUUGAGUGACAUUAAUUUGUAUUUUGUAAUUCUAAUCUUUGCUUAUUUUUCGUAGUAUGUAUGUGGACAUGGAUUUUCAUGGUAUAAGUUGAGCUUAACCUUGAGGCCUA
Messenger RNA from Humulus lupulus (European hop), 2179 nucleotides. RefSeq names its product OBERON-like protein. The transcript is spliced from 3 exons. The record is from RefSeq and is a predicted model, not a curated record. Bases 206 to 1957 code for a protein of 583 amino acids. Gene Ontology annotation, cellular component: nucleus. Lineage: Eukaryota; Viridiplantae; Streptophyta; Magnoliopsida; Rosales; Cannabaceae.